Messenger RNA from Colossoma macropomum (tambaqui), 6310 nucleotides. Its product is annotated as latent-transforming growth factor beta-binding protein 4-like. The record is from RefSeq and is a predicted model, not a curated record. NCBI's taxonomy places the organism in Eukaryota, Metazoa, Chordata, Actinopteri, Characiformes, Serrasalmidae. Gene Ontology annotation, molecular function: calcium ion binding; ionotropic glutamate receptor binding; synaptic receptor adaptor activity. The transcript is spliced from 39 exons. The coding region runs from base 68 to 5368 and encodes 1766 amino acids. Gene Ontology annotation, cellular component: dendritic spine; postsynaptic membrane; postsynaptic density.
GAGAGAGAGGAGAAAGUUCCAGCAGGAGCAGCUCGAGGUUCAGCUAAAUCUGUGUGGCCGGCUGACUAUGCCCCGGAGCCCAACGUCCAGUGAGGAUGAGAUGGCCCAGAGUUUUUCCGAUUAUUCUGACGAGUCUGCUUCCGACAGCUCCAAAGAGGAGACCAUCUACGAGACCAUAAAAGCCACAGCCGAGAGGCCGCCGAGCCGCAUGGAGGACAUCCAUUCCAACUCACUGGUCAUCAGGGUGGUCAUCCCUGACCUGCAGCAGACGAAAUGUAUGAGGUUUAACCCGGACGCCACGGUGUGGGUGGCCAAGCAGCGCAUCCUGUGUACGCUGAGCCAGAGCCUGAAGGACGUUCUGAACUACGGACUCUUCCAGCCCGCCAGCAACGGCCGAGAUGGGAAGUUCCUGGAUGAAGAAAGACUCCUGCGGGAGUACCCACAGCCUGUUAGCAAAGGAAUUCCAACACUGGAGUUCCGGUAUAAAAGCAGAGUCUACAAGCAGCCCAAUGUGGACGAGAAGCAGAUUGCCAAAUUACACACGAAGGCCAACCUGAGGAAGUUUAUGGAUUACAUCCAAAAUCACCAGUUAGAGAAAAUCUCCAAAAUGUUGGAUCGAGGGCUGGACCCCAACUACCACGACCCAGACACGGGGGAGAGUCCUCUGACGUUUGCGGCUCACCUGGAGAACGCGGUGGAGAUAAUUAAAGCGCUAAAGAACGGAGGAGCUCACCUGGACUUCAGAGCUAAAGACGGCAUGACCGCUCUGCACAAAGCAGCUCGGUCCAAAAACAGCACCACGCUGAUGACUCUGCUGGAGUUGGGUGCGUCUCCGGACUAUAAGGACAGCCGUGGGCUGACCGCUCUCUACCACACGGCCAUGGUGGGGGGCGACCCGGCCUGCUGCGAGCUCCUGCUGCGCGAACACGCCUCUGUCUGCUGCCAGGACGAGAACGGCUGGCACGAGGUCCACCAGGCCUGUAGACACGGCCACGUUCAGCACCUGGAGCAUCUGCUGUUCUACGGAGCGGAUAUGAGCGCCCAGAACGCCUCAGGAAACACUGCCCUACACAUCUGUGCCCUCUACAACCAGGAUAACUGUGCUCGUGUGCUGUUGGUGCGAGGAGCUGAUAAAGAGGUCAAAAACUACAACAGCCAGAGUCCAUUUCAGGUGGCCAUCAUCGCUGGGAACUUUGAGCUCGCUGAGCUGAUCAAGAACCACAAAGAGAGCGACAUAGUGCCUUUCCGGGAGGCCCCAGCGUACUCCCGGCGGCGGAGGGGCCCUCAGCCCGGCAGUCUUGCGGCCCCGCGGGUUUUGCUGCGCUCCAACAGCGAUAAUAACCUCAGUGUGUGUGUGGGGCCCCCCGAUGUGGCCCCCGGUCUGAGUGUGUGUGUGGGGAGCCCCGAUGCAGCUAGCCGCAGCCUCUCGCCGCAGCUGCUGCAGCAGAUGCAGAGGAACCCGAACGGCACGGUGAGGACGGGGGGCCGCGGGAACAAACACCAAACACAGAGCAGAUCUCCAUCACUCAGCCGCCUCGGAGAGGAACAGCGCAGGAAGCAGCUGAGGUCCAAUGCCAGUCUGGAUGGUACUGGCUCCAGGAGGAAGCUGUACAGUGCUGUUCCUGGCCGACACUUUGUUGCAAUACGACCCUACCAGCCUCAGACAGAGGGAGAGAUCACCCUCUACAAGAAUGACAGAGUCAAAGUUCUCAGUAUUGGUGAAGGCGGGUACUGGGAGGGCAGCGCCCGCGGACAUGUGGGCUGGUUCCCUGCAGACUGUGUGGAGGAAAUUCCUGCCAAGCCCAACGAGGAGAGACCGCAGAGUCGAGCGGACCGAGCGGACAGGAAGAAGCUGUUCAGGCAUUACACUGUGGGCUCCUACGACAGCUUCGACGCCUCCAGCGACUGCGCGCUGGAGCAGAAAACAGUGGAGCUGCAGAAGAAGCAGGAGGAGGGCUUUGGAUUUGUACUGAGGGGGGCUAAAGAUGUUGAUGAGUGUGAUGACCCGCUCCGCUGCCCUGGUCAGGAGUGUGUGAACUCUCAGGGUUCGUAUAAGUGUGUCCCCUGCAGAACUGGCUUUGGCCUGCUCAACGGACAGUGCACAGAUAUUGAUGAGUGUCGUCAGAGUCCCUCGCUCUGCUCCAACGGACGCUGUGAGAACACAGCCGGCAGCUACAGGUGUGUGUGUCGUCUGGGAUACAGGAUGCAGGGCAACGCCUGCACAGAUGUGAAUGAGUGUGAGGACCCUCUGCAGUGUCCUGGUCAGGAGUGUGUGAACGCUCAGGGUUCCUACAGGUGUGUUUCCUGCAGACCUGGCUUUGCAGUGGUCAGCGGAAGAUGCGCAGAUGUUGAUGAGUGUCGUCAGGACCCUGCUCCUUGCGCUAACGGCCGCUGUGAAAACACUCUGGGCAGCUACAGGUGUGUGUGCAGAACUGGCUACAGGCUUCAGGGCAACACCUGUACAGAUGUGAAUGAGUGUGAGGACCCUCGGCUGUGUCCUGGUCAGGAGUGUGUAAACACACCUGGUUCAUACAGGUGUGCGUCCUGCAGAUCUGGAUACACCUUACGGAAUGGACAGUGCACAGAUGUGGACGAGUGUGUUCAGAGCCCCUCUCUCUGCUCUAACGGCCGCUGUGAGAACACGCCAGGCAGCUACAGGUGUGUGUGCCGACCUGGAUUCAGACUGGAGGGGAACACCUGCGCAGAUGUGGAUGAGUGUGAGAACGAGCUUCAGUGUCCGGGCCAGGCGUGUGUGAACUCGGUCGGCUCUUUCAACUGCGUGUCCUGCAAGCCGGGCUUUGAAUUUGUGAACGGCCAGUGCAAAGACGUGGACGAGUGCAGUCAGACUCCUCCUCGCUGCGCUAACGGCCGUUGUGAAAACACUCCCGGCAGCUACAGGUGCGUCUGUCGACCAGGAUUUAGGCUGCAGGGGAACACCUGCACAGACGUUGAUGAGUGUUUGGGCAGUCUGCAGUGUCCCGGUCAGCAGUGCGUGAACUCGAUGGGUUCUUAUGAGUGUGUGCGCUGCAGAGACGGAUACAGUCUGCAGAACGGACAGUGCGCAGACGUGGACGAGUGUGUGAACUCCCGGAUGUGUGGACCUCAGAGCGUGUGUGUGAACACCGAUGGCUCGUACAGGUGUGAGUGUACGGCCGGCUAUCGCGCAGCAGGACCUGGACGGCUGUGCAGAGACAUUAACGAGUGUUUGGAGGGAGAUUUCUGCUUCCCUAGAGGAGAAUGCCUGAACACGGAGGGCUCAUACAUGUGUGUGUGCGCUCAGGGCUACCAGACCAGCGCCAACAGGACGUCCUGCCAGGAUGUGGACGAGUGUGCCCGUGAGGGUGUGUGUCAGGACGGGCGCUGUGUCAACACUGACGGAUCGUUCCUGUGCAACUGUGAGACUGGAUUCACUGCCAACCCCGAAAAAACAGCCUGUCUGGAUGUGGAUGAGUGUGUGGACUCUGAAGGUGCUGUGUGUGGAUCUCUGCGCUGUGAGAACACCAUCGGCUCCUUCCGCUGCCUCGUCUCCUGCCCGCCUGGAUACAGCUUCACUGCUACAGGAGAGUGUGUGGACAUUAAUGAAUGUGCUAACGAGACGGUGUGCGGAGAACACGCUUUCUGUCAGAACCUCAUCGGGACGUAUCAGUGUAUCUGUGAUCAGGGCUACGAGUCGACUGGAGACGGUCGAUCCUGCGUGGACAUUAACGAGUGUGAGACGAUGGUGGGGGUGUGUGGAGCGGCGCGCUGUUGGAAUGUAGACGGCUCCUUCACAUGUGAAUGUGAAGAUCAACAGCAGGAAUUCAACCCCCUCACUCUGCAGUGUGUGAGCAGAGCCGGUCGAGGUGAGACAGGUGCUUCAGCGCCGCGGUGGUCCUUAACCCCCUCUCGCUCUGGCUCUGUCACCUCACUGCCCCCUGCUGGCCCAGGAGAGAAGAGGGAGUGCUACUACAACAUCGAGCAGCAGGACUCCUGCAGGAUCCUCACGCGGAACUCCAGCCUGCAGGAGUGCUGCUGCACCGUGGGUCAGGGCUGGGGUCAGCUCUGCCUCUACCAGCGCUGCCCUGAACUCAGCACAGCGGAAUUCCAGACUCUGUGUCCAAGUGGACGGGGGUACGUGACUUCCACAGUGGGAGCCUUCAGCUACAAGGAUGUGGACGAGUGUAAGCUCUUCGACCCGGAGGUCUGUAAGGGCGGCGUGUGUGUAAACAACAUCCCUGGAUACUCCUGUUACUGCCCCAGCGGAUACUACUACGACAACGUCUUACUGGAGUGCAUCGAUAAUGAUGAGUGUGACAGUGAGGAGAUGUGUCCCAGCGGGCUGUGUAUCAACACAAUGGGUUCAUAUUACUGCACUUGUGAGGCCCCGCUAGUGCUGGACGACACACAGCGCAACUGUGUGAACAUCUCUGGCCUCACAGUUGAUGAAGAUCUGUCGGUCUGUUGGCAGCACGUCACGGCUGACCUGGUGUGUCAGAGGAUGCUGCGGGGGGCCCGGGUGACAUUUGUGGAUUGCUGCUGUCUGUAUGGAGAGGCCUGGGGGCUUCACUGCGCACUGUGCCCACGGAGAGACGAGGAGGCAUAUGAGGAUCUGUGUAGUUCACUGGGUCCUCCUCCCAACUCCCCACGCUACGCUGAACGCUUUGCUAUGGUGCCCGGGAGAGGAGGGGGCUACAGCCCACCAUAUGGCGGCUCUGUGUACUCUGAAACCGUUCCGGGCCGAUCUGACUACACCCAGACUGAUUACGAUGACUACAGUCCAAUGGGAGGGACCGGCCAGAGGUCCGGACUGAGAGGACGAACGCCCGGCUUGUACCCACCUUACACACCACCUGGACUGGGUCCUGUUCGUUAUUAUGGGGAGGACGACUAUGAUGCAGCGCCGGUUCCUCAGUAUGGGGUCCCAGACCCUCGAAGCGAGCGAGCGUUUGGUACUCGGCCCCGCCCCCCUCUCCCCGAGGGACGCCCUCUGAGCCUGGCCCCCCUACCUGAGAACACAGAGGGGGAGGGGCCAUGGAGAGCCCCAUUCCCGCCUUUCACGGACACACGAGCAGGAGGAGAGAGGCCACACAGAGUCUACGAAAGGCAGUAUGAGCCGUUCGGAGGGCUGAUGGAGGAUGAGUGUGGGAUACUGCAGGGCUGUGAGAACGGCCGCUGCGUCCGUGUCGGGGAGGGUUACACCUGUGACUGUUAUGAUGGGUAUCAGCUGGACAUCAGCUCCAUGUCCUGUCUAGAUGUGGAUGAGUGUGAGGACCCGACCACUCCGGAGUGCGUAAACGGUCAGUGUGUAAAUACAGAGGGUUCGUACAGUUGUGUGUGUCUCAGAGGAUUCAUCAUGUCACGCAGACCAAACCACUGCAUUCCAGCUUAAACGGCAACAUGCGGAGCAGAACUGAACCGAACCUCGGCCGCGCACUGUCUCUCUGGUCUUAUACAUUAAAGGGCUCAUAUCGUGGAAAAUGGAAUUUUUCACACUUUUUUAAAUGAAAGAGUUUGAUGUAUGUAAACAUUGUUAAAGUUUACUUUCGUUGUAACAGCCAGUUUUGAAUUCACUGUUUAAUGACGUCAUAAAAACCAACACAUUUGCCUUUUCAGCCAGCAGCAGUUAGCCCCGCCCACUCACGCUGAAGUUAUAAGGAGUGUUUCCAGCCUGGGCUACUUUUUUAAUGGGGCAGCCAAUCAGAACAGAGCUCAUUUACAUAUAUCAGUCUUAAAAACGCAGUAACAAAUCCAGCCUGUUUAAUUGUAAGUGAUAAUUAUGACUGUUUUGGUACACAAAACCACACAAAUAUCAAAAUAAAAAAUACUAAGAUAGGAAAAGUGAGGGAUUUGAGCUCUUUAAACAAAUGUUCAUGUUUAAAGGGCUCAUCUGCCCCAUUAAACCCUUCAAAAAUAUACAUGUACUACAUUUUGUAUCAAUAAUCUGUACACAGACGCUGUUACAAACCCAUAUUUAGGUUUAGUUUAUUUGAAACCAGUUAUAUAUGAGUAUUAGAAUGAGUUUUACUGAUUUAUUGUUUAUAUUUGUGACUGAGUGGGUAGUUUUGCUGAUUUCUCUCUCUUCCACAGUUCAUUAAGACAUGUAACACAAUGCACUGUAUUUGUGGAAGAAAACGUUUUGAAUUUUACACGAUGAUUAAUUGUACAUGUUUAAAACUGUUCGUUAUUUUGUCUAUGAAUUGUUUGAUAUGCCUAAUGCUAAUGUAACUAUAUUUGAAACUAUAUUUGCACACAUUCCAGUUGUGUUGUAUUUUUACUGAGCACACGUUAUCAUGUUUAUCCUGCAAUUUCUUUUUUUACUUAAUAAAACUUU